CAAAAUCUUCGGAUCUGUAUUAGUUCUAUCAACAUCAUGAAUUUUAAUACCAACACAAUCUCCUUGAUUAAAUUUAUCAGCGAAGUUUCUUAAAUGUUCAUCAUACAAUUUCCGUUUUUUAUUUGCCAUAGUUAAGUAAUUCUCCGUUGCUUGUUUACGUACUGAUUCAUGUCUAUGUGAUGGUACAGAAAAGGCCAAAGAACUCGAUGAACAUGAAGCAUUAGCAGUGAACAAUGUGGAAGGAAUAACAACUGGUGAUUAAGAAGCAUCGAAAGUUAGAUUAGCAACGGCUUCAGUUCCAACACAUGAUCCUACAAUAGAAUUUAGAUCAUCAAGAACAUCAAAACUACGAAAAAAAUUAUCUAAAACUAUUACAGAAGGUGGUGCCAACAAAACAUGUGAAACAUGUUUUGAAGGUGGAGGAUCAAAAGGAAUGAGAUUAUCAAUGAAAAAUGAAGGAUUAAGAACAGGAGCAGUGCAAACAGAGGUUGUAUUCAGAAAUCGAACUGAACCUGCCUCUUCACCGCCUCAAUCGAACCGACAAAAAGUAUCGGAUACAUCACCAGCGCCCCCAGCUACUGAUGGUAGCAUAAAUCCAUGGGAUCAAGCUCAAAUAUGGAUAGAAAGUGUACAGAAAGAAGAUACAACACGAAAACAAUGGCAAAAGAUGUAUGGCUUUUUGGCUGACUAUGAUCCAAAAGGAAACCUUAAAGUACGAACAAAAACAUUAGAAAACACUACUCGUUUCUCAAAUACGCUACCAAAUUCACGUGGUCACGACUACGGUUGGCGAUUACAAACUGAUGUUGGACAACAAAUUAAAAAUAUGCAAAGUCAAUUUGAUGAACAGUUUCGUAUACGUGUACCUAAGGAAGUAUUAGGAUAUGAUUAA
Didymodactylos carnosus is the source of this 892-nucleotide messenger RNA. The record is from the annotation of a GenBank genome assembly. Lineage: Eukaryota; Metazoa; Rotifera; Eurotatoria; Philodinida; Philodinidae.